GUCAGAUUACCGCGGAGCCUCUAGAUGUCACCGUGCUACUGAUGUAGCGUACACCUGCUCACGGAAGGGCGCAAUGCAUCGUGUAUCUUCCUCACUUCAUAUCUGACAAAGGGCAUUAUUUCCUCAUGUGGAACUGAGACAGACUAGGCUACCUCUCACAUAAGCUGCAUGUCAGCUCGUCUGUUUGCAGUAGAGAAGUGCUCGGUGUAGCAGCAACAGAGGUGCCGUAGCCCUGAGCCCGAGUCUUCGAGACCCUACUCCAUGACCCGUGGGUGAGGACCUUUGUGUCCUGACAUGCAUGUGAGAGGUGCCCUAUCCCAGGCAGUGUACAGCCAGCCAUGGAGCAGCAGGCCCGGAUACUGAGGAGGGUCCUGGUCCAGCUGGAGAGACAGGAGGCUGUAGAAGAGGCGGCUCAGAAUGGCAUUGCUGCGGAGUUUGCCAGGUUGAAAAGCCAGUCAACCAAGUACCGAACUGACAAGACCUACUCGGCCAAGACAGCAGAAAAGCAGGAAAACAUAAAGAAGAACCGAUACAAGGACAUUGUUCCCUUUGACCACAGCAGAGUAAAACUCACUCUCACCACAGCUAAAAAUGACACGGACUACAUCAACGCCAAUUUCAUCAAGGGAGUGUCGGGUUCAAGGGCCUACAUUGCUACUCAGGGUCCUCUGCCCCACACAGUACUGGACUUCUUGAGGAUGCUUUGGGAAUACGACAUAAAGGUCGUAGUGAUGGCUUGUCGAGAGUUUGAGAUGGGCAAGAAAAAGUGUGAGUGCUACUGGCCACAGACACAAGAGCAGCCAUUUGCUUGUGAGCCCUUUACAGUUUACUGUGAUUCUGAGGAAAAUAAAGGAGAUUAUUUAACAAGGAUGUUAAAGUUGACUUAUCACAAUUCUAGUCGAACUUUGAAACAGCUGCACUAUGUCAACUGGCCAGAUCACGGUGUACCAGACUCCAUCCCCCCCAUUCUGGAAAUGUUGCAUGAGAUGCGUUCCUAUCAGCCCCAUGAUGACAUCCCUAUCUGCAUCCACUGCAGCGCUGGCUGCGGUAGAACAGGAGCCCUUUGUGCCAUUGAUUAUACUUGGAACCUCCUGAAGAAACAGAGGAUCGCACCAGAUUUCAAUGUCUAUGACUUGGUUCAAAACAUGAGAACCCAGAGGCCCUCUGUGGUUCAAACUAAGGAACAAUAUGAGCUGGUGUACAGAACCGUCAAGAUACUGUUUCAGAGAUAUUUGCAGCUCACGGAGGAACAGACCCAGAGAAAUGAGGUGACAAUGGUCCCUUCUGCGAUCACGCCUGACACCGAAUGCGAGCUACUGGAUCAGAGUGAGGAGUUGGAUUCGCAGCCACAAUUCCAGCACCUGCUGGAUGAGGAGAGGGGUGUUUUACCGCAGCACCACAGACCCUUGUCCUCCACUUCAGAAAACCUCAUUGCCUUGAGAGCCAAAGACAAACAGACGGAUCGGCAACAAUGGCACCCACUCGAGGCCUUUCCUGACACUGCGGUCACCAGCCGAGACCUGCGGGAGGGACCCGGGACCUCACCCAAACUGGUGCACACAACCCAGAGAGCCCCUGCCGUAGAGGAGAGUAUACAGGAAAGUCAAGACGUACCAUCACUGAGCCCGCCAGCUACACCAGCUGUGGUAGAAGCCGUUUGUCUGAUGGUGGAGGACCCCUACUUUGACACUCCUAUGAACUCCCCUUCAUCAGAGGAGGUAUCCAUGGACUCUACUGAAGACACCAAACAAUGGACAGUUUUCCCUGUCUUCAGCACACCCUCAUUGUUGCUGAAAGACCAGACACCAGAGCCUACCUCUACUGUCUCAGAUACCGUUGAAGCUCCUACGGAUGAGGAGACACCUCCUCCGCUACCUGAACGGACCCCUGAAUCCUAUGUACUGGCUGUGGACACAGAGCAAUCUGAUCCCUGUGAAAGGUUAUCGGUUUUCAUUCCAUCUAAUGCUGCUGCUGAGUCUGUCAGGGAGUUGGGAGGCAGCCCUCCUUCACCUGUCCCCCCACUCCCAGAGAGAACCCCAGAAUCAUUUGAGCUGGAUAUUGAUCAAGCUCCCACGAAGCAGAACCUGGAGGUCACGUCAGCAGCGAAACUGAACAGAAUUGGAAUGUCUUCGGAAUGGUCCGGCAACUCAGAGCCAGCUGCCGGUGCAUCUCAGAAUGAGACGAAACCUUGGGUGAGAAGUAAGAGUCUGAAAGCAAAGAUGACCUUCACGGUGCCACUAACACAUCUUGAUCCUGCGCCAAACACAACCUCAAACCUCCAUCCCGUCUAUCAGCCUCUGGACCCACCGAUUCCUCCGCUGCUCUCUCCAUCCGAAGACAGCCCGACUCCUCCCCUUCCUGACAGAACCCCAGAGUCCUUCAUCCUCAAAGCAGAAGAGACUCGUGAGACAACUGCCCUCCAGCCGCAGCCCUCGGGAACAACACAGCCCUCACCAAGGGCAGGCCUGUCGUCUGAGUGGAAUGGCAACUCUCAGGCCAAGAAAUUCCUUGAUGUUGUCAUGAGCAGAAGCAAGUCUGUUCGAGCUAAUAGUUCAACACAAGAGCCCCUCGCUGCAGCUCAGCAGCUCGCCCCACCUCCUGUGGUCAUGGAUGGAGCAGGAAGUGUGGGACAGCACGAUGUGACCCGCAGGCCCUCCCUGAACGCUGAGCCAUCUGGAAACAAAUCGGACAAAAGCAACGAGAAGGGGAUGUCCAGAACAAAGAGUCUGAAGUUUUUUAGACACAAACAAAAAACUAAAACUGGCCCUCCACCACCUCUCAAUCAACCUGGAACACCACCUCCAACAUAUGGUGCCUCAUCUUCAGUGUUCAAAUUUGGAUUUGGGAACCGUUUUGGAAAGCCAAAGGGCCCUAGGAGUUACCCAGAGACUUGGAUUUGAGGCGGCCGUCCCCCUCUCGCUCUAAGCAUCAAAGGUGGAGCUGUUCUAAUGAUGAUCCUGAUACGUCACUAAAUCACUAAAGGACCGGGACAUUUAGAAGUUCAAGUAUCCCUUGAAGAUUCCAUACAGUGUACAUGAAAAGCACCGAAAGCCAGUUCUCUGGCUUGCACAGCCUCAGCGGAGAACAAACAGGCAGCUCCCAUGCCUUUUGUACUAUAUAUGAACUAAAGCUACUUUUAACUAUUGACCAGUGCCUCUCUGAACAACAGGUACAGCCACUUGGACCAAUGGCAUGAACACUUAAUUAAAAACUCAGGAGUGUUACUCAAUAAAAUAAUUUGCAAUCUGCUGUGACACAUUUUACACUUGUGCAGGGUAAUGCUGUUAAACUUGGUGUAUGACAAAUGUAUUUAGCUGUGUGUGCGUGUGUGUGUGUGUGUGUGUGUGUGUGUGUGUGUGUG
Messenger RNA from Xiphias gladius (swordfish), 3361 nucleotides. It is a transcript of the gene ptpn22, whose product is annotated as protein tyrosine phosphatase non-receptor type 22. Bases 339 to 2900 code for a protein of 853 amino acids. Gene Ontology annotation, molecular function: non-membrane spanning protein tyrosine phosphatase activity. The transcript has 27 exons. Gene Ontology annotation, cellular component: nucleus; cytoplasm. Gene Ontology annotation, biological process: peptidyl-tyrosine dephosphorylation. Lineage: Eukaryota; Metazoa; Chordata; Actinopteri; Istiophoriformes; Xiphiidae. The record is from RefSeq and is a predicted model, not a curated record.